CACACUGCCAGGGCUACAGCCCACCGCCUCAGUUAAACAUUAGGAGGGUAGCGGUGAUCCAACAUCCAUGAUGUUAGACAACGAUGAAUUCAUAUUGGAGACUUCCCCGCGGGAGCUCACCCAAAACCCGCUUAGGAAGAUCUGGAUGCCGUGCAAAAACGGGCACAUAGCUCAGAGACGGGUGUGUAUGACAAACUGUCCGACCCUUAUUGUAACUGUUGGACUUCCAGCUCGAGGGAAGACUUACAUUUCAAAGAAGCUCACACGCUACUUAAACUGGAUAGGUGUGCCAACCAAAGAGUUCAACGUUGGCCAGUACCGGAGGGAGUGUCUAAAGAUCUACAAGUCCUUUGAGUUCUUCCGUCCAGAUAAUGAAGAGGGGUUAAAAAUCAGACGCCAGUGUGCGUUGGCAGCACUUAAUGAUGUUCGGCAGUACCUAAGUGUGGAAGGAGGACAGGUGGCGGUGUUUGAUGCCACAAAUACAACAAGAGAAAGACGAGGAACCAUCAUCAAGUUCGCUGAGCAGAAUGGAUUCAAAGUAUUUUUUGUGGAGUCUGUGUGUGAGGACCCAGAUGUUAUUGCACAAAACAUAGUGCAAGUUAAGUUGGACAGCCCAGACUACACACACUGCAACACAGAGGAGGUCAUUGAGGACUUCAUGAAGAGGAUCAAGUGUUACGAGUCCUCCUACCAGCCUCUGGACGAGGUUCUGGACAGGGAUCUGUCCUACAUAAAGAUCAUGGACGUGGGCUGUCGUUACCUGGUGAACCGCGUCCUUGACCACAUCCAAAGCCGAAUCGUCUACUACCUGAUGAACAUUCACAUCACGCCACGCUCCAUUUACCUGUGUCGCCACGGGGAGAGCGACCUCAACAUCAAGGGACGGAUCGGAGGAGACUCUGGCUUGUCCGCCAGGGGAAAAGAGUUUGCCAAAAGUCUGAGGAAAUUCAUCCAGGACCAGAACAUCAAAGAUCUGAAAGUGUGGACCAGCCAGAUGAAGAGGACGAUUCAGACAGCGGAGUGCCUGGGAGUGCCAUACGAACAAUGGAAGUCCCUCAACGAAAUAGAUGCUGGUGUGUGUGAGGAAAUGAUGUACGAGGAGAUCCAAGAGCAUUACCCUCUGGAGUUUGCACUGAGAGACCAAGACAAGUACCGCUACCGCUAUCCUAAAGGAGAGUCUUAUGAAGACUUGGUGCAGCGACUGGAGCCUGUGAUCAUGGAGUUGGAGAGACAGGAGAAUAUUCUGGUCGUUUGUCACCAGGCCGUCAUGCGUUGUCUUCUUGCAUAUUUCCUGGACAAGAAUGCAGAUGAGUUGCCUUACCUUAAGUGUCCUUUGCACACGGUUUUGAAGUUGACCCCCAUGGCUUACGGAUGUAAAGUGGAGUCUGUCUAUUUAGGCGUGGAUUCUGUGAACACACAAAGAGACAGGCCAGAGAGAAUGUAAAUCUUUCACACAUGGCAGAGGAAACCGUGUUCAGUCUCCAUCUACCAGUGAUCCCUGACAGCAAUCAAGACAACUGUGACAUCACUUUCCAUUGACACCCCUACCUCCAUCCUGUCAGCAAUGACUUUUCUCUCAUUUAAUUUUUUGCCUUUCAGUCGGAGCAGAAAUAGGCUUUUUCCUACAUUGGUCUUGAGAGCUCAACGCACUGCAACUUCAGAAAACACAUUGAAUAAGACAAAAUGCUAAGAAAACACAAACCUGCACAUGUCACAGAACACAAUGGAAAUUAGUAAAACAAAAGGGGCUGGCUAUAUUAACCUCUUAGCAUUCCACCCCCUUUUUAAUAGGGGUGGGAUGUUCAGGGGUAGAUUAAAGGUCAACAGUAUACGCCACAUAGAAAUGGUGUACAUCAUCUGAAAGCUGGGAAACUGAAGAUAAAUUGGAGAUGCAGGUCAGCACUGUGUGUCAGGUUGUUCUAGUCAAAAAUCAGAAAUAAAAAAUUAUUAGGGCGACCCAAUAGCCGUGUGAUUAGGGUGCAUACCACAUGGGUGCAAAUGCCCUGGGCAAUUAGUCGCUGGUUCGAUUCCCAGCUGGCCGGACCGUUUGCUGCAUGUUAUUCCCCUGCUCUCUUUUCACACAUUUCCACUAUCAAAUAAAGGCAUAAAAUGCCUAACAAAUCUUCUUUAAAAAAUAAAAUAAUUGUGAAGGUGUAUAAGGGUUCAGAACAUUAUGAUUGAAGUGUAUGAUGGCAUAGCUACUAUGCUCACUUAUGUUUCAUAAGUUGUUGCAGCAAUUUUUGGGUUGAUACCAUUUGUUACACAGAUUUGAUGCUAAAUUGAACCAUUGUUUACCACUUGAAAAUUGAUAAAAAUGGGUCGGACAUUCCUCCAUAACACCACAUUAAGGCACCAAAACCUUGAGGAACAGCAUAGAAAAAUGUAUGCUGUGAUUUUGGUUGUUUUCUCCAUUUGCUUGUGUUUUGACUAGUUGCAGGGCGCUGAGGUUUUUUUCUCCCCUUUACAUUUUUGUAGGGUUAGGGUUAGCGCACUUGUGCAUCUAUAUUUGUUAGGACCAAUUUGACUUAGACCUUGGGAGUGAGGACAUUUGGGCUGGACCUUUUUAAAGGGCCGUUUGAGGGUCCAGACUUGGUUUUAGAGUCAAGGUUAGAAUUAGGUUUAAAUUCAGUUUACGGUAAGGGGCUAGGGAAUGCAUUGUCAAUGAGGUUCCUCACAAGUAUAGAAGUAUAUGUAGCCCGUAUAAGCCAUUGUACAUAUCAGCUUUCUCAUUUGAUUUUUUUCUGUGCAUGCGUGCGUGUGUAAAUCUGUCUUUAAAUACCAUGUAGUUUGUUUGUUUUUUAACAAUGAAUGUUACCCUGAUUUAAUUAAAAUAAGUUUUUUAUACUUCUGCAUACAAAUGACAAAUAUAUUUACCUCAACAUGCUGCAUAUGAAUUGACGCACAAUAUAAUUUUCAUUGCAGUUUACAAGUUUUUUUUAAGCUAAUCUUUGUAUCUAUGUUAACACUUGUUUACUGUUUAAAUGUAAAGGGUUAAUGUGAAAUGCCCACCAAAAUUUGAAUCACUAACCUCCGCUCAAAUCAAGACGUUCACUGUUUACUAUAACAUCAUUAAUAGUGUUAACUGGUUGUUGGAGAACACACAUGCUUAAAUUAUUUCAUCAAAUGUAAACUAACAGAUUUUUUUGUGUUUGUGAAGGUUAUUAUAAAUAUAAAAAAUCCAAAUUGGAAAAAUAAACACUU
This is a messenger RNA of Perca flavescens (yellow perch), 3201 nucleotides long. It is a transcript of the gene pfkfb4b, whose product is annotated as 6-phosphofructo-2-kinase/fructose-2,6-biphosphatase 4b. The transcript is spliced from 14 exons. Gene Ontology annotation, biological process: fructose metabolic process; fructose 2,6-bisphosphate metabolic process. The coding region runs from base 68 to 1444 and encodes 458 amino acids. Gene Ontology annotation, molecular function: fructose-2,6-bisphosphate 2-phosphatase activity; ATP binding; 6-phosphofructo-2-kinase activity. The record is from RefSeq and is a predicted model, not a curated record. Gene Ontology annotation, cellular component: cytosol. Lineage: Eukaryota; Metazoa; Chordata; Actinopteri; Perciformes; Percidae.